UGGCACCGUCGUCGACGAUGCCCUCGAUCUCGAGGGCUGCAGGUGGUAGCUUCCUGAGCCGGAUGUGGGCUGCGACCAAGGGUCAGGACCGGGACGGCGGUGUAGACCGCGAGAUGGAUGGCCAGAGCCAGGGACAGAACAGCGCGUUCCGCCGACUGGCACACUCGAAGUCGGCGCUGUUCCGCAGCCAGCAGGCACAAGUGGUGGACGUAUGAUAUACACCCGCGAUCUAGGACGGAGACGACGACGACGCGACAUGAAGACAUGACAUGAGAAGCAUGCAAACACACAUGCCGCCCUUUUUCUUACCAUCAGGGGGUUUCAGUGGGACACGGACCUUUUUCGAAUUGUGCUCGCCUUGCUUUGAUUUGUCGCGACCCGUUCACUUACCUUAUUUUCUCUUCGCCUUCGCCUUCUUGCUGGACAACCUACCUACCAUACCUUACAUCCUUCUUACUUUAUUUUCUUCGCCACACCCUACCCUACGUCGUUCGACGACACACCUUUUACUUACACGGACACUUCACCUAGCUACCCCCACGUAGCAUCGCGGCGCGCUUUUUUCAUUUCGUCUUCGUUUGCGCCCGCGCCGACGGACUAUUCCGCACACACUACGCCCU
Molecule: messenger RNA, 620 nt
Organism: Trametes versicolor FP-101664 SS1
Lineage: Eukaryota; Fungi; Basidiomycota; Agaricomycetes; Polyporales; Polyporaceae
Exons: 1
Coding region: 18-215 (65 amino acids)
Source: RefSeq, a predicted model, not a curated record